AUGACGUGGAACACGAGAGAGCGAGGACGUGGAGGGCCCGCCGGCCACUGGCAGGAGCCCAGGAGCAGAGUUCCAGGGAGGCGGUGGGGCAAGGGUGCAGGCGGCUGCUACGUGGGCCUGGCUAAUCGCCUUGUUUCCACGCCAGUCCCCCCGACCUGGGAAUGGGUUUCCUCACACAUGCAGGGAGCGGGAGACCAAGACACAUUGUUGCAAGGCCCAGACAUCCAGGUUGACUCCAAGAAGCAGACAGGCCCCCUUGCUACAAAAGUUCUCUCUUCACAGACCAAAAGGGAGUUCCCUAAGUACCAGAGACUCUGUAUGUUUACAGCUGAUUGUAUCAGACAUGGAUCCCUGGCCAAAGUAUGUUGUAGCAGGAAUUCUCUGCAAGUGAUACAUCCUGUAACUGUAGGCAGAUGUAAUCCCCGCGCCGUGACACCAACAAAGAUUUCCCUUCACGUCGGACACGUUUGCAGCCAUUUUGUUCCCUUCCACAAAGAGGAAGUGCACAGGGAGGAGGGCCGUUCUGGGCCGUGUGCGGCCCUGGUGACGAUCUGCAGUGUUUUCACAGUUCCCUCGGUGCCCUGGGAGCCUCGCCUUGGAAGGGAAAGCAGCCCCGAGAGUUGCGGCCUGGGCUUGGGAUCUGGCACUGAAUCUUCUCAAAGCCCUGUCUCCUCCGUGCUGCCGAUUCGCCCCCCUCGUUGCUUUGAGCCUGGCCUCGCACUCACCUCCAAGACACAUGCUGAGGUCAACUCUGCUCACAUCCAGCCUCUGCUCUGGUUAGUGUUCCCUGGAGCGUGUUCUCAGGGGAUCCUGUUUGUGUUAUUUCCAUCUGGACUGUCAUCUUUGCUCUGUACAUCUGUGAAAAGCCUAUUCUUCCCUCGUGGUGGGAGCACCUUUUCCAGUGGCAACAGCAGCUGGGACAGACUUCUCUUCUGCUGCUUUGGACCUCGGAACUUCAGGCUCUGGACUCCGGGACUUACACUCCAGGCUUCCAGCCUUACACUGAGUGUGACACCGUCGGCUUCCCUGGUUCUGAGGCCUUCAGACCUGGCCAGAGCCGCGACCCCAGCAUCCGGGGUCUCUAGCUUGCAGACAGCCUGUCAUGGGAUUUCUCAGACACAAUGACAGUGAGACCCAAUUCCCCUACUUAGUCCCCUCUCAUACAUCCAUAUACACACCCUGCUCGUUCUGUUGCUCUGGAGAACCCUGACUCGUACAGAUUUGGUGCUGGGGAAGCCAAAUGCCAUUCCUUUGUGUUGUAUUCCUUACAACUCAGUGGAAGAGAUAUGUGACAUGUUUCCCUCGCAGAAAGGCCAUGAUUAAGUGCAUGAGGCUGCUUCAUUGAGAAAAUAAAUGUUUAAAAGCUAAUUAUUAUUGGUGCUGCAAAAGCAUAAAAUUGCUUAAUUGCAACGGCCAAGAAACAACCAGACUUUCAAAUGGACGGUGCAUACUUACGAAAUUGGCAGACCACACUCACUCUCCAAAUAAAAGUGUGGUGUUUUGAAGAUCUCAGAAGUGAAAAUGCAGGUGAAAAAUAGAAGAAACCUCCCCUGCCAAAUUAUUCGAUCGUGUGUGACUUCUGCCCCUUCACAAAGAGUGCCAACAUGGUAUGCUGUGCAUUUCAUCUUCACCUCACUUCCAGUACUGGAGGAAUAAAUUGUGUAAAGACUUUAGAGAGUUAUAAUUUGUUUUAUGCAUUUAUUGCAAAUUUGACACCACAAAAGUG
Messenger RNA from Microcebus murinus (gray mouse lemur), 1726 nucleotides. Lineage: Eukaryota; Metazoa; Chordata; Mammalia; Primates; Cheirogaleidae. The record is from RefSeq and is a predicted model, not a curated record.